AUGGAUGCCGUCUUCAUCAGUGAACUCUUCAUCAUGUCCUAUUUGGACGAGGUACCCAAUGAUGCUAAAUUGUCACAGCCAUGGUUAGAAAAUUCUGUACUUCUAUAUCUACUUUUACUUGAGAGUCAACUUCCAUUCUUUGUUAUUGAAGAGCUGUUCAAUGAAGCUUUGUCCCCUGACCGUUGCGGUGGCCUCCCUUCAUUUCUUGAGCUCACUCUUGCGUGUUUCGAGUAUUACGACAGACAAAAAUUAGAGCCUGAUUCUAUUGUUGGGAUAUAUCAUUUUACAGAUCUCCUUAGAUUAUUUUACUUGAAAAGAAAAACGUCUGAAAGUAAGCCAAAGCCAAAGCAUUUUUCUGAUCUUCUUAGAUGGUUUUGCUUGAAAAGAAAAACGUCUGAAAGGAAGCCAAACCCACAGGUUGAGGAUGUCGUAGAGGAUGGAAAUCAUAUUCUUUCAUACAGUGCGAAUGCAAUGGAAGAAGCAGACGUAACGUUGAAGGAUUGUGAGAGCAAAUGCUUAUUGGACGUGAAAUAUCUUCUUAGAUGGUUUUGCUUGAAAAGAAAAACGUCUGAAAGGAAGCCAAACCCACAGGUUGAAGAUGGAAAUCAUAUUCUUUCAUACAGUGCGAAUGCAUUGAAAGAAGCAGACGUAACGUUGAAGGAUUGUGAGAGCAAAUGCUUAUUGGACGUGAAAUUUUCAGGACAUAUUCUUGAAAUUCCACGUAUUGUGGUGGAUGAUGACGCUGAAUUUUUGUUUCGUAACAUGAUAGCAUUAGAACAACGUCAUUAUCCUGAAGAUGCUUAUAUUACUGAGUAUGCUCUUUUGUUGGAUUGGCUAAUAAACACAGAAAAGGAUGUGGAUCUCCUCCUUCGCUAG
Neltuma alba is the source of this 876-nucleotide messenger RNA. RefSeq lists its product as uncharacterized. The coding region runs from base 1 to 876 and encodes 291 amino acids. NCBI's taxonomy places the organism in Eukaryota, Viridiplantae, Streptophyta, Magnoliopsida, Fabales, Fabaceae. The record is from RefSeq and is a predicted model, not a curated record. The transcript has a single exon.